Messenger RNA from Diaporthe batatas, 6189 nucleotides. RefSeq lists its product as uncharacterized. Gene Ontology annotation, cellular component: endocytic vesicle; membrane; Golgi apparatus. The coding region runs from base 1 to 6189 and encodes 2062 amino acids. The record is from RefSeq and is a predicted model, not a curated record. Lineage: Eukaryota; Fungi; Ascomycota; Sordariomycetes; Diaporthales; Diaporthaceae. The transcript is spliced from 2 exons. Gene Ontology annotation, biological process: intracellular protein localization; endocytosis; retrograde transport, endosome to Golgi.
AUGUCCUCAGAGCCCCCGCCAGAAGCUCCCGCACCAGCCGUUUCCGAGAGCGCCCCUCGACCCUCAGUGACAGCAGCCAUCUCGACGCCCGAGCUCGAGCUGUCCAAGCUCCAGGCACUGCCCGCAGAGCAACAAGACCUGUUCCUCCUGACGUUCGUGUCGACCCUGACCAAGCAUGUCCUCUCCCUCGACGCCGACGACUGCACCGCGCAGCAGUUCUACCUCAAAAAGGAGAUAUUCCAGAUCAUAAACCUCACCACCCCGCCGCCUACCCGUGUUAUAAGGAACAGCAUCGGCAAAUGUCUCGCCCACAUAUUCGAGAAGGGAGACCGGAAGCUCCUGGUCGAGACCGUCAACGACCUCGUGGCCAUAAUAACGAGCGGGAAAUCGAAGGGUGAGGGCGAGGUCCGCGCGAAACAUGCUGCCGUCUCCUGCCUCGGCGACGUCUACGCCGCAGCAGGUGACAGCGUCGGCCAUUACCACCAGAUCGCCUGCAUGGCGCUUCUGAAGCUCCUGAAGGGCUCGGCGAACCAUGCAGGCCUCCGCGCGGCGUGCUUCACGGCGCUUGGCAAGAUCGCGAAGAUGGUGGCCGGCAUGAUGGACGAGUCCAUCGCACGAGACAUAUGGAAGCAGGGCCGGAACCAUGCCUCGACAGACAGGGGCGCGCUGGUAGGUGCGGCCGCCUGUCGGUGUCUUCGGUCUUUGAUGCGGAACACGAACUACUUCAAGAACUCCAACGACUUCGACAAGGUCCAGACGGCCAUGUUCAAGACCUUUGAGCAUACAUCCUCGACUACGAGACGGGCAGCAGCUGAGUGUCUGGCCGAGGCUUUCGUCAGGGGCUACUCGGAAUCUUCUGCAGGGGAGACAUUUCAGGAAGUUGCAGUUAAAAAGCCAAAAUCCAAGGCGUCGAAGCGCCAGUCGAUGGGGCCUGGCGCGCUGCAAGAUGAGGAUGAUAUUCCGUCAAGGCCUGGGAGUCCAGCGCCUACCAAAAGGAACCCCAACCUUGCCCUAACUCCAGGAGACAUGCUGAAAUCGCUGUCUACCCAAUACGGUCGCAUGGCUACGUCUAAUAAGGCCAGGACCGCUAUUGGCAUAUGCUACGCGACGCUCCUGCAGCGACUUGGAGAGAAGGCCGUCGAGAUCAACUACCUCAAUAUUGUUGAAAACCUGACCAUGGACUUGCUCGGCAACCCCAACAUUGUAAACAACCGUUACCGUCUCCUUAUCUCCCGGCGCAUCGUCGACCACCUACUACAGGAUGUCGUAGGCAAGAAGAUUCUCGGCGAGACUGGGCAGUCACAUGCCGCAAAAGUCUUGAUCAACGACAUCCUCAAAAAUUAUCCGCAAGCACUGAAAGAGCGGCCCGAGCCGACCAAAAACAUGCUGAUCGCCGCGAUGGGAGCACUGGGCUCGUUAAUGAUCUCACUUGGCUCAGCCUCAAACUCCUUUGCCGAGGCCGCCAGAGACGCCUUGUUGCAGGUCCUUCAGCACCCCAGUUACACAGUCCAGGUCUACACCUCGGCGUGUCUCAAGACCUUCGUCCUUGCAUGUCCACAGCAGUUGCUCCCCUGUCUCUCGGUAUGCAUGAACAGCCUGAGCAGGGAGCUUGGUGUGCUUGGCACAGGUCGCAACUCUCAGCGAAAGUGCACUGGCUUCUCUCAUGGUCUGGCCGCCACGCUCAGUGCAAGUCCAGCCAGGCCGCUGUAUGGAUCUGUUGAUAUCAACAGUCGUGUGCUCACUAUGGCGACAAAUUUGCUCAAGACCAGUGGAAAACAAGAACUUCGUGUUGCUAGUACGCAGAUCCAGGUUGCUUGGACACUGAUCGGUGGUCUCAUGUCCUUGGGGCCUAACUUUGUCAAAAUCCACCUGUCCCAGCUCCUGCUUCUCUGGAAGAAUGCACUACCAAAACCCCUCGCGAAGGAUAAUACUUCCGCACGAAAUUAUCUCGAGGCGUCUUUCCUCGCACAUGUUCGAGAAUGUGCCCUGGGCUCCAUAUUGGCGUUUCUGGAGUAUAAUAGCCGACUGUUGACCGUCGAUGUGUCGAAAAGAAUUGCGACCAUGCUGCAGAGCACGACAGCCUUCCUGAAGACACUACCUAAGAAGAAGACUUCAGAUGACAUCUCGGAGAGACUGGCCCCAGCUUUGCAGCUUCAUGACAUCGAGAUGAUGGUCCAGCGGCGCGUGAUGCAAUGCUAUAUUAAACUGGUGAACACAAGCCCAGCUGGCGGUAGCGAGGCGCUGUUGCAGUCAAACCUGCUCACCCUGGCAAUUUCACUUUUCGCAGACCCGGAAACCUAUUCUCCUAGUUCAUUGAGUGCAGCGAUCGCGAGCUCUGCCGGCACAUUCGAGACGAUCUGGGAUGUCGGUGACAACUCGGGAUACGGUGUGACCGGUCUCGUCACUGGGUUCACCGUCAAGAGGUUACCAGGGCAGCAUGAAAGCUCCGUGGAGCCGUCUCUUACAAGAGACGACAGCCCAGAAGACGCGAUGGAGAAUCUCCUAUUGUCUCCUGUGUGCAGCGCACUGGAGCACGACGCAUCUACUCUCUAUAUUGGCGGACAGGAAGCCUUCGACUGUAUGACGAAUCCUCCAGCUACAGAGGUCGUAAACAUGGCUAUCCAGUUGUUCGCAUUCGCAUUCCCGCUCACUCCAGCCAAGGUCCAGGAGAGCAUUCUGGAACAAAUCGCCUCGUUCAUGGCAGCUGGCUCAGGCGAGCGCGACGCUGCGCGGAAAGCGGCCGUCAAGGUCAAUGUGGCGACGGCGUUUCUGUCAACACUCAAGGUCGCCGUCAAGGAGACAAAGUCCCCGCAUGGAGACGUCACCAACCUGCAAGUCGAGAAGCUGCUUCAGGACACGAUCAGAGGUUUCGUGCUCGACCCAGACCAGUACGUGAGAAACCUGGGUUAUGCAGCUAUUGCUCGCCUUUGCAAUGCUUGCGGCAAUGCGUUCACGAACUCCGAGAUCAAGUUCCUCGUAGAUACGAUCGUGGUCAACAGAGAACCUAGUGCUCGAGCAGGUUGUGCAAUGGCACUGGGUUGCAUCCAGGCCAAAGUCGGUGGCAUGGCUGCCGGAUAUCAUCUCAAGACAAUUCUUGGCAUACUCAUGUCGCUUUGUAACGACCCGCACCCGACUGUGCAUUUCUGGGCCCUGGAGGCCCUGGCGCGUGCUGCCGAUGCCGCUGGCUUGGGCUUCUCUCCAUACGUCUCGAGCGCCCUUGGCAUGCUUGCACAGCUCUACGUGUCUGAUACGCACAAUCCGGAGGUUGCGUCUGCGAUCUCCAUGAACCUAGAGCUGGAGUUGUCCACAACGGCGUCCAUUACACGAUGUGUUGACUCUCUGAUCAACGUCCUUGGCCCCGAUUUGCAAGACAUUAGCAAGUCCAGGGAGCUCAUACUGACACUGGUCGGGUAUCUUCAGGAUGAAGAAGAUACUCAAGUACAGGCGGCGAGCCUUGCAUGUCUAGAGCAUCUCUCUCUGUACGCGCCCGGGUAUAUGUAUUUCGCCGACUAUGUCAAGUUGCUUCAGAAGUACCUGCAGUCGGGCCAUUCUACACUCCGAGACGUCGCGAUCGAUGGUAUCUACAACAUUAUGAAGCGCGAUCCGUAUGAUGUUAUCCGAACCGCGGAGCCUGGCCUGGAAGAUCACCUGUGGCUUGCACUUGACGCAAACCCAGAACACGACGGCAUACGAAAUAUCAUCCAGAACUGGAUGCGCCAGACGUGCCUGACAGACACGGCAGAUUGGCUCCAGAGAUUCCAAGGCGUCUUGAAGCUGACAAGGCCCAAGGCUGUUGCCGACAUCCAGGUGUUGAAUAGGAAGGCUACUGCGGCCGUUGACAUUCAGGACGAAGAAGUGGCCGGUUUCGCGGCGGCCGGCGGUGUGGCCAAGGACGAAAAAGAGGGCGGUUCGGGCUCUGACGUGGAGCCGCUGAGAUGGCAAGUCAUCGCCUUCGCGAUGACACUCCUCAACGACGUAUUCAUCUACAUCAACAAGGAUGUCAUGACGAAUGGAGAGUCGGCUGCUCAGGUGGCACUACAGAGCAGAAUCGCGGAUGUCGUCCGUAUGGCUUUCUCUGCUUCUACCUCUGGUGUCUUGGAGCAACGCAUCUGGGGCUUGAAGAUUAUUGGUGCAGUGUUGAAGAUGUUCGGAAAGACGCCCGAUCCAGAUUUUGACGAGGCAAUGCUUUUGGAGCAGUAUCAGGCGCAGAUCAGCUCUGCACUAACGCCUGCCUUCGCUGCUGAUUCGUCUCCUGAGCUUGCAUCCGAGGCAGUCAAUGUGUGCGCAGCAUUCAUUGCCACCGGUAUUGUCAAGGACGUCGAUCGUAUGGGUAGGAUCUUAAAGACCCUCGUCAGCGCCCUCGAGAACUUCGCCACCGAAACCGACAAUGCUGGUAUUGGCGAGCUCAAGGGAUUGAGCUCCAACGCCCAGGUCAUGGUGAAGAUGGCGGUCUUCUCAGCCUGGGCCGAGUUGCAAGUUGCAAGCACCGAACAAGCCUACCUUCUCGAGGUUCUCAAAACACACAUCGGCAUGCUGACCCCACUGUGGCUGGAGUCACUUAGAGAGUUUGCCCGACUCAGGUUCGAGCCAGACAUUUCCAUGACACUGGGCCCACCAUCGUUGUCCGGUAGUCUGGACACCAUCUACGCAGCUCUGAACAGAGAGACGCUGCUCAAAUUCUACCAGGACUCGUGGUUGAAGCUUGUGGAUGCCAUUGCGAGCCUGAUCGGACAAGACAGUGAAUUUGUGUUCGAUGCCCUCGAUGGUAAGACCACCGCAGACGCCUCAACCAAUGGCCACACCAAAGGGUCAGACAUCAACUAUCGCGACGAGCCCCUCGCGUUCUUCUUUGUCCUCUUCGGUAUCGCGUUCGAGGCUCUUGCCGCGAAACCAGGCCAGGCAGACUCCCUUGCUCGCCAGGAGCAAACACUCGAGAUUCUCCAAGCACUCAAGAAGAUCUUGCAUCCGAGCGUUUCAGGUCACGCGAUCUAUAGGGAGGCCAUCUUCUCGGAGACCAUGGAUCUUCUGGAUCGGCUUGUCCUGACUGAGGGCUUGGAUGUUCAAGGCGUCAUUGUUGAGAUCGCCCGGGCGCUCUGCGUCGCGCACCCUGCAGCCAGGAGAUCGACCGAGCCAGACAACGGAGAACUCUCCGAGGACAUUGAGCAGCUCUUCGAGCUGACACGCAUCAUUGUCCUGGUUCUGGCUGGGCUUUUACCGAACCUCACUGAAGCAAACCAGCCCGUCCGCCACGUCCUGACCGAAGAGGCUGUGUUACUCAUUCGCACAUCCCUCAAUGCCUUGGUUGACGCUGCUGAAGUCUUCCCAGCUGUCAUCAAGACAGACCUGCAUGCUUGUCUCAUCCACAUUUUUGCCACAAUUCUAUCAACACCAUUGUGUCAGGAAAUUGUCGUCCCGCAAUCUCUGCCAACGCUGAAGCGAUUCAUCGCGACUAUGGCCGGCCCACGAGAGGGGAACAGUGGGCCCACGGAUGUCCAGCUCCAAGGCUGCUUGCGACGCUUCUUGUCCAUCUACCUCCACUCGCAGAAACGAGAAAAGCCCACGGACCUGACCAAUGUCAAGAAUAGCCUGUUGGCUAUCACCAUCCUGUUCACAGGCGGGCAGAAUCACCUGUCGGCUAACGACCCCAUCGUGGCCAAGUUCUUGGAGGAGUUGGUGGAUUGUCUCACGGACCGCAUGACUGCCAAGAUCGCAGCCAACUGCGUCCGGUCGCUCCUCCUUCGAGGCAAGCCCACCGUGGCCGACGAGACCAUCACCCGGUUCCUCCUACCGCGCCUGAUCUCCUUCGUGACGACGACAGACCGCGAGGACCCGGAGCACGCGCGCUCCGUCGUCGCGCACACGCUGUCGCAGUACGUGGGCGUCGUGUCCAAGGACCACACGGCCAUCGCCAUGUCGCUGGUCCUGCCGACGCUGCUGUCGCGCGCCGCGAGCGAGGGCCCCGGGGAGCAGGGCAUCUACCGCGAGACGAGCGCGCGCCUGCUGGAGCUGGCGUCGGUCGAGCAGGGGAGCUUCCGGGGCAUCGUGGCGGGCAUGAGCGAGGGCCAGAAGGCGUUCAUGGAGGAGGUCAUCAAGAGCGGGCGGUCGAACGACCACGCUGAGAAGGAUGCGGACUCGGGGUCCGGGCAGCCUUCCAUCGCGCUCAAGAUGAAUUUCGGGGGUGGCAACUGA